CAGAAAUAUAGAAAUAAAAGAUGCAACUUAAGAUAGGAUUCUUUAUUUAGAAUUUCGUUCAUGCAUAGAAAAAUUCAGGAUUUAUAGAUUUAUUGGUAACCUUUGAUUCUUGAAAACUUGUGGAAGCAUGCUAAAAUUAAUAACAACGCAAGUGAUUCAUCGAGCAUAGACUAAUACAUAAUCCUUCAAUUUUCCAUAAGUUUCUAGAGUCUGUUUUCAUUAGAGAUGAUGUACAAAUCUUUCUCCUAGCUUUUUAAAACUAUAUAAAGAAUUUUUCUAGUGUAUUCCAACAAUACUCAAAGAUACUAUGUAUAAGACACUUCAGUAUUAACAUCUCUAGUCUAAACCUUCAAUCAAGGAUAUAUCGUUUCAUGUAUGACUCUUACAAUAUUAUUAAACAAUGAUUUAUCAACCGGACCAAUGAUGCAUAAAACCCGUACGAGCAGUUUAAAGUAUUUAUCGGUUUUUCUUCCUGUGUAAACCUGCCUGUUAAGUCUAGAACAACAAUCUCAGCCUCUGUGAUAUGAAUCAUUUAUUUCAAACAUACUGGGUUUAUACACAAACCGAACAGAUCAUAUCGCACCGUAAAAUAGAAAACAACAUUUGCACAAGAUUUAGCCAAAAGUGGUCGUGAAUGUAGGAUAUAGUAAUUGAUAGAUUGGGCAUAACUGAAGAAUGGUAGGUCGUAUAAUACUAGUUCAUAUGUCUAAAUAAAGCUUAUGAUGAGAGGAACACGAAUAUGAAUACUUUAAUGACUUAACAAUCAUAUAACAAGUAAUAUACAUAUAGUAUUAUUUUAGAAAUAGAUUCAAAUAGUUAUCAUUUAUUAUUCUCAUCGGUGGUAUAAUAAUUAUGAAUUCUAUCUUCUUUUAAUACAACUAAAUUAUUUCAUUUAAAGAUACAUCUAAUGAUGAUAUACCAAGCAAUAAAAUAUUUAACCCUAUAAAAAUGAUUCGACCAACAUACUACUAAGUAUUUUCAUAAAUGUUAUUACUAUUCUCUAAAAUCAAAUGGUUGUUUUUUUGUCUCCUAUUUCCACCUUUUUUUUAAAAUAAUAAUAAUAAUCUAUUUAUUUAAUUAUCUUUCCAUUGAAAAUCAAUUUUAAUUUUAAUAAUAUUGAUUGUUUUAAUAAUGAAUAAAUAAAUGAAAAUUUAAUAUAUAGUAAAUGAGAAGAGUGAACAAAUUGUUACUAAGAGAUAAUCAGAAAAGGAAAAAAAUAAUACUAAACUAAAUUUAGUAACAAAAAAGAAAAAAACCACGAUAAUAGUAAGUCAUUUAUUGUAUGUAUUUAUUUUACACUUCUUUUAAUAUUCAAAUAUUUAUUUAUAUUAUGGAAAAUUGAUUUUACUAUAAAAUGAAAUGAACUGGAAACGGUUUGAAACUUGACAAACGUUAAAUAAUAAAUUAGAUUUCUAUGUUUGAAAAUAAGUAACAGCUCUUUCUGUAAUAAUAAUAAUAAUAAAUUAUUAUUAUUGACAUUAUACCUUUGUUCAAUGCUAAAAUAUAAUCAUCUUCAGGAAGUGGAUUUUAAAUCAAAACUAUAGAUGGAUGUUAACGGAUGAAACCAGAUAAAAUUGGUAACAACUUAAAAGUACUGUUUAUUGUAUUUAUUUAUUUAUUUGAACACUUAAUUAUUGGUACAAAGGGGCACCAGAUAUAUGCGUCACACAAAACAAUGAGAAUGGGAAGAGAAAAAAAUUUAAGGUGCGUAUAAGAAAAAAAGUAAAAGAACGAUAACAACCACAGAUUAGGGUAUGGUAGUGUAAUAACAAUAAUAAUAACAAUAAUAAUGAGGGAAAAGGAAAGGUACAACCAGAAAAAGUUCUUUCGGUUAAAAAACCUACAACCACUUUUUAUAAAGGAAGUAAAAGAAGACUACAGCAGGAUCGCCACUGGCUUCUGUUCUGAGCAGUAUCUAAUGACGUCUUAAUUCACUGUGUUGAACCAUCCCUCAGACCCCAGCCAGGCAGUCGUGAAGAACUAACAUAAGCUAGCCCUUUCCAGCUUUCUUUCAUACCAUGACACCCUGUCAUACACUGACCACCUCUCCGCUUUUUCCAACCAGUCCCAGAGUCGGCAAAUAAUGCACAACAUGUAAUUCUCUGGGAUGACAUUUGUAGAACAUGUCCAAGCCGCCGAAGUCGGUGUUUCAAGACGGCGACAUUAAUUGGAUUGUCGUCUCUGUGCCCGAACACACGAUGCCGAACUUCUGCAUUACUAACAUGGUGUCGCCACUGGAUGUUAGCAAUCCUUCGGAGACAACGAUGGUCAAAAAGAGAGAGUCGUUUAAUAUCCUCAACUCGGAGAGACCAGGUUUCACAAACACAGAGCAGAACCGCUCUUACCGAUGCGUUGUAGAUCCAAUCUUUUACAGCCUGACUGACAUCACGAAGGUGCUAAAAUGGCCGCUCUGGCUUAUUGACCGAAUUUUGAAUGUAGUUAACACUAUAUUUUGAACUAAAGAUUAGAUAGUGAUAUGUGUACAAUAAAAAUUCUUGGUUUUUGUGUCAGUUGUAUUAAGAUCUAUGGCACCUUGUUGUGGGAAUAAAAGUAUUAUAAAUAGGUUUCCAUGUGACCUCAGUCUGUGUAAAAUCGUCUAGGACCGAUUACUUGGAUUUGGUUGCUUAGUUAAACCAUUGAAUAGUCCAAUGUAUUAUUGAAUUAAUUCAAGCUGUUACUUUCAUUUAAAAUAGGUGUAACAAUAUUUAAGUAAUACAGUUUGUAUCCACUAAAGAUGCCUAAAAAGAGACAAACAACUAGAAAUAAACAUCUUGUUUAUCCUUUGAAAUUACCAGUGAAAAGUUUAAUACUAGUCAUUUAGUUUGUAGUUAUGAGUACUUUUGUUUGUAUUGUUAAUUACUUACUUACUUACGCCUGUUGCCACUCAUGGAGGAGCAUAGACCGCAUACCACCAAUCCUUCCCCGUUUUUCUAGUUCCUAUUCAUCCUAUUCUUGUCUGCUUCCAAUUAUCGGAGCAGUAUGUUCCCUCGUCAUCCUCUUUUCCAUUUUCCUUCAGGAAUCCGAAUUAGCGCUUGUCUCGUGAUGCAGUUUGGUGAUUUCCUCAAUGUUUGUGCCAUUCACUUUCAAUGUCUUCCCCUAAUUUCCUGUCCAGCUAAAAGCUGAUUUGUUCUUUCCCACAGUAGAUUGUUGCUCAUGGUAUCUGCCCAACGGAUAUUGGGUUUCUCGUGUAGACAAUUGUUUACAAAUACUUGUAUCCUUUUGAUGAUGGUUGUAGUAGAUCUCCAAGUUCAAGCUGCCUACAACAGAGCUGUUUUGAUGUUCGUAUUGAAAAUUGCGACUUUGAUGUUGGUUUGCACACAGUUGUUUUGAGUUCCAUUUAUUCUUCAACAGUAGGAAUGUGACCCUUACUUCGCAAAUCAUUGCCUUUACGUCUGCACCAUGUCCUCCUUGUUCAUGGAUGACGUGCACCAGGUGAGUGAAAGAUUCCAUCCGUUCCAUAGCUUCUCCAUCGAAUGUGAUUGUGUUGGUGUUCUCUGUGUUGCAUUUGAGCAUCUUGGUUUUUCCUUUGUGUACGUUGAAGGCUACUGAUGCAGAGUUUGCUGCAACACUUAUCUUUUUCAGUUGCAUUUGUCGCUGUGUAUGAGAUUGAAGAGCUAAGUCAUCUGUAAAGUGCAAAUCGUCUAGUCGCAUCCGAGCUGUCUAUUGUACUUCAUGUUUCCCCUCGGGUAUGGAGAUUUUCAUGGUCCAGUCAACCAUCAGAAGGAGAAAGAGGAAGGUUGAUAGUAAGUAGUCCUCAUUUGGAACGCGCCGGUCAGCUAUCCUCUAUGCACCACUUCGCACUGUAGUCCAUCGUAAGAGUUCCGUAUGAUAUUGACGAUCGUCUCAACUACUCACUCCACAGUGUUGAACAAGUUUCCAUAGUGUUUUCCUAUCCACAAUAACAAAUGCUUUCUCAUAGUCAAGGAAGAUGAUAUGUAGUGACAAGUUCCAUCCAGUUGACUGUUCAUCGAUGAUCAAUAAUAUCGCUAUUUGGUCUGUGCACGACCGAUCCUUAUGGCAUCCGGUGUGUUGAUCUCGAAGCUAGGCGUCUACUGAAUCUUUGAUCCGGUUCGACAACACUCUGUUGAAAACGUUUUCUGGUACUAAUAAUAUUGUGAUGCCUGUGUAGUUCUCACAUGUGUGAUGAUCUCCUUUCUUUGAUGUGUAGAUGAGGCAACCUUCUUUUCAGUUUGUUGGCUUUUGUUUCUCCUCUCAAAUCUUUUUGAAUAGAACGUGGAGCAUGUUGGCAGUUACUUCUAUGUCUGAUUUCAGUGCUUCAACUCGUAUAUUUUCAAAUCCUGAUGCUUUCCAUCUUAGUGUUUUGGUCGUUAAUAGAGUGACAUCUGUAGGAAGAUCUGUGUGUUUUGCUUCAAUGUCGGUUGGUUCAGUGCCUAUGGUCUACUCAAGAGUUCCUCAAAGUCUUCUACUUACCUCUUCCUCUGUCCUCGAAUCUCAGUGAUUGUCUUGCCUUAAUUGUCCUUGACCUCUCUCUCUGCUUUACUAUAUUUCCCUGUCAGUUUCUUCGUUGUGCCACAUGGUUGUUUCAUAUUUCCUUCUGUUGCAACCAUCGUUGCUAGGUCUACGUCGUAUUUCUGCUUGUCAGCUCUAAUGCUUAUCUUCAAUUACUUAUUUGCUUCUGUGUAUUCAGUUUGUGCCUUCACUUUCUCUGUUCAUGUUCGACUGUUGUUAUUUACUGUCUUCUUAUCCUUCCUUUCUAGAAUGUAAAACAGGGUUUCGACAGAGAUCCAUUCCUUAUGAUGAUGCUUGGUGCGACCCAAAAUCUCCUGACACGUUGAAGUCAGUGCUUCUCUGGUACCUUUCCAGUUGUUCUCCAUGGUAUUCAAUUAUUCGAGUAGAUCUGGUUCUCCGUGGUGUGAUGCGUUGAGACCCAUGUAGCUUUGUGUAUGUGCCGCCUAUAACCAAUUUGUUGAAUGCAUAUAGAUUCGCAAAGCUCUUUCCAUUCUCGUUCCUUUCUCCCAGUCAGUCCAUGUCGUCCUACGAUAUCUUCAUACCCAGUGUUGUCCAUUCCGACUUUGGCGUUUAGAUCUCCCAUCAUUACGGUCAGGUCAUUUCCUAAACGAUUCGCCAUGAUAGAUUGCUGUUUCUCUCAGAACUGAUCUUUAUCAUCGUCAUCGCUUCCAUUGUUGGGUGAGUAACGCUGGAUAAUAUUCAUUGUGAUUCCCUCCAUCUUUAUUUCGAAAGAUGUUUUAAUGAUCCUGGGUCCAACGUAUGAGUGCAUUUUGUGCUUCUUUGGACAGGAUCGAAACAACUCCCUGAGUGUGUGGAGCAUUUUCCUCUUCGUGGCCAGAGUAUAGCAAUAUCCCUUCUGUAUCUAAACGUUUCUGUCUUUCUUUGGUCCAAUGUAUUUUACUGAUUCCGAGAACAGUCAGUUUAUAUCUCCUCAUUUCUGUAGCAAUUUGAUUGUUCCCACCAGUCUUUCAUAUUGUCCAGACAUUCCAUGUACCUAUAAAAAUUGUUGCUCUGUUUCUUAGAAUAGGUAUGGGUAUCGUGACUUCCGAGGAAUAUCAACUUUCCCUAUGAGGUAUCAUAAUUCUUCUGAAUAAAUAUCUUUGAGAUCCCAGAGCGGAGUUUAAAAUACCUGGGUAGAUAAAUUAAAAGCUUCUAGAUAAUGAUAUGUAUCCUGAAAACAAAAGACCCAAAAUUUAAAAUAAAAUGAAGCGUAAACAAGUUAAUGAAGAUACUACACUAAAUCAUAACUAUUAUAACUUGGAAUAUAACAGAUUUACAUAUUAUUUUUAACCAGUUAUAUUUAAGGAAGGUUUUGAUUCGACAAUUGUAAUAAUCAACAAUGAUUGGUCAGUCAUUUGUUAGUGAUUACCGUAUUCAUAUAUUCGUAAAUUGAUAUAAUUCACAGUUUUUGGGGGAUAUAGAGGAUUUUAAUAAUAAAAAUUAAUAAUCAGCCAUGACUUACAUUAUUUAAUAGCAAUUUUUAAUAAUAAUUUAAUCAAAUGUGACUACUAGCAUAAGUGAAGUAUUACAGAAAGAUGAAAUGAUAUCAAAAGAAAGGAAAAAAGUUCGUCGAAUCGGUGUUAUAUCUAAACCUGAUAAUUUAGAUUAUCAAUUGGUUAAAGGAAAUAAUGAUCAUGAUAAGAAAUAUUCAGUAGAUAGUCAACAGAAAUUUCCAUUUAAUUUAUCUCGAAUAAGAAGUCCGUCAUUUAUAUAUGCUUUCAUUAAACGUAAACAUUCACAACCAACUGAUACUAAGGAAAUCUCACUUAAUUACACAAGAAAGCAUUCAGUGCCUAUUUCAUUUAUCAGAGAAAGACUAUCUUCUUCACAGUCACCUGAUCAAUUUAAUUUACGUUUAAGUAAUAUAGAUGAAAAAUUAACUAGUCACCCUUCUGAUAUAUUUGACAAUGAACAAAUAGACGAGGUAAUUGGAAGAGAAACACGAAGUACGUCUCUUCAACGUGUAUCAUUUGCGACACAACAUUUGGAAAUAAAUUUACCAGAUGAUGAAAAUAUCAUAUCAGAAGAUGAAAAUCAUAUAUCUAAUACAAGAGAAAAAUAUUGUAAAAAUGAUGUAGCCAAUGCUUCGGAAAAUUAUAAAGAGAGCAAAUGUAGUACUUCUAGAAGACAUCCCCGUUAUUCAUUGCCAGCUAUGUGGGGUCGCGGAUCUGGUCUAGCCAACCUAGGACUUAAUACGACAGCUACAGCAAGUCGUAAAACUCAUCCUCAUACAGCGGUUGAUUCAAAGGAUAAAACGUCUAGUAACCGUGGAGAUAUAUCCUCAGCAUUGAAUUCCGGAGCAAGUGGACAAUGUAGCGUUCAUUCAACUGUUCAUCGACCAAGCCAUUCUCCCUUAUUUGUAAGUGGAAAUGCAACACCAAGUUUUGAACCCCCCGUAGUCAUAUCAUUAGAAGGACCAGUAAGUCCUAAUGCAUAUGGACAGCAGAGUUCCGAGCCGAAAACCGUACAAACCGUACAUUCACGUUUUAGACAGUUUUGGGUGGAGACUUUUGUUGGGGGACGUUCCAGAACGAAAUCUGAAAAUCAAACUCCUUUGCAAGCUGAGAGUCAUAAAGUGAGAUUUUCUGAUCGCCUAAGUGAACCAUUAGACCCAGAAAUGGACGUCUUACCACCUCAUGCAUAUACAAUAACUGGAGGUUCAAGUCAAGCUGCUUCAAUCCUACGACCUUUGGCUGUGUAUACUAACCUUUCUGGUCCUCACUCAGAUCAAGUAUCCCCACGAUUUAUCUCAUCUGGUACUGGUAGUCUUCGACGACUAGUAUCUAAAAAUCAUCGGGGUGGGGCAAAUGGAAUGUCAAUUACACCUCCAGCAUUUUCACUAUCCCAUCAAAGCGAUAAAUUUUGGUGGUCAAAAUCUCCUAUUGGACGAAAAGAACGUUUUGUCUCUACCGGUAACAUAACAGGGAAAAGUUCAGAUGACCUUUAUAUACAUCCAAAACCUUCUAAACUACCUCGUGAACAACCAGUUAGUAGUUUGGAAUUUACGACUUCACGAUUGAAAAAUCCGAAGAAGAAUUUUCCUUUGAAAACUAGUUUGGAUGUUUUACGCAGGAAAAGAGCUGGAAGUUUAAGUGGAAGAGUAGUCGACCGAAAGAGUCUAACAAUAUCUCCUCAACCACCUAGAGGAUUUAUAAUGGAGCAUUUUUCCAGAUCAGAGGAGAAUAUUGUCUAUGAAACAGAUAAACCACGAAUAAAAGCCUCAAGUUAUAAUGCCAUUGAACCUUCAAGUGCUGAUUCAGCUUCUAGUGUUCUAGUAACAGGACCAUUAAAUGAAAUUUCACAGAUUCCAGAGAAAAAUGAAUUAAAAAGUCAUGAUCAUGGUCAUCAUCAUCACCAUCAUCAUCAUCACCACCAUCACCAUCAUCAUCAUCGUCAUAACAAUCAUGGUCAUCAUCGUAACCGAGGUCUAACGCAUACAAUGACACGUGUAGUAGAAAGUAGACGAUAUUUAAUGUUCACAAAAUCACUACCAUUUUGGUCAGCUAAACAAUAUAUGGAAACACAUGGAACAGGAAUGGGUGAAUCAGAAACUUAUGCUAUAUUAUUUCAACAUACACCUUGUUAUGAUUUGGUUCCGGAUAGUGCUAAACUUAUUUUAUUGGAUAGUCAAUUAACUAUAGGUAAGGCAUUUAAGGCACUUAUUUACAAUGGUAUACGUGCUGCUCCAGUGUGGAAUUCGAAAAAUCAAAAUUUUAUUUCAAUGCUUACUGUAACUGAUUUUGUACAAAUGUUAAACUAUUGUUGGAAUCAAACUGUACCAUCAAAUAUUGCUGAAUUAAAGAAUAUACAAAUUGAUGAUGUGGAUCAAAUAACAAUACAGAAAUGGAAAGAUAUGCUCAUAGCUGACAGGACACAUCGUUUAUCAUUACAAAUUACGUCGUCUACUAGUAAAAAUGUGGACAAAUCAAUGAAUAAAUCUCAUACUAGUAUUAAUUUUACAACAUCAUGGCCACCGUCAAUCAAUACAUCAUCGUCAUCAUCGAGUUCACGUUUAGCAUCUAGUAAUGGUGACAGCGAUAGUAAUAGCGGUAGUAGUAAUGACAGUGGAAGUGAUAGCAGUAGUAGUAGUAUCAGUAGUGGUAGUAGGAGAAGCAACAGCAGUCGUUCUAGUAUAAAGUCAUUAUCCUCAGACCUUCCAGUAAUACAAUUAUCAUCUACCAUGUCAAACCAAAAUUUGUCUGACAAUACAAUGAAAUGUACAUUGGAUGAUACUGAAAACAAUGUUGGCGAUGUGGAAAUGAGGACUCAAAGUGAUAACACUUCUAUCAAUAAAAGCAACCAAACACUAUGUUUUCUGAAUAAACCAAUACAGAAUAUUUUCCCUGCACGUUUAUUUAUCUGUGAUCCAGAAGAAUCUAUUUUUAAAGCUUUACGAUUAUUGUUAAGAUUUCGAUUACAUCAUUUGCCAAUUAUGGAUUCACCUUUCGAUGGAUGUGGUAAUAUACUGUAUGUACUUACUCAACGUAAACUAUUGAUGUAUAUGUUUGAAAAAUUAAAUAAAUUACCUCAACCAAGAUUUUUACAAUCAAGUUUAACAGAUUUGAAUAUUGGAACGCAUGGAUCCAUUUUAUUGGUUACACCAUCUACUCGUCUAGCUGAUGCACUUUUAUUAUUUCGAGAGAAUUGUGUGACUGCUUUACCAGUUGUAGAUUCAAUAACUAAUCGUCGUUUAGUUAAUAUAUUUUCAAAAUUUGAUGUAUUCACCCUUGUAUUAAAUGGAGCUUAUAAAAAUCCUAACUUGACCAUUCGAGAAGUACUCGACAUAUGCAAGACAAAUACUAAAUCUAUUGAUGAGACACAAAGAAAACCACCUGUGGAAAUAUGUCUUGCAUCAAACAACUUACUUUAUGUAAUGGAAAAAUUAGUUAAAACAGGGUAUCGUAGUCUUGUAAUUGUGAAUAAUACAAAUGAUUAUCGUGUAGAUGGUAUAAUUAGUUUAUCUGAUGUAUUACGUUUUACUGUUUUACAACAAUUACGUAUAACUUCAUCAAGAUCACAACCACCAUCUGUAGCUGAAGUUGUUGAUGAACGUGAUGAAUUGAAUCAAGAUGGAAAACAAAAGAAAAAGAAAAAGUUAAAAAAAGAAAAAUCAUUUGACACUAAUCAUUUACUAUCAACUUGUUCGUCAGAAACAAUUAUAAAGAAUAAUAAUAAAAGUUUGAUUUCAUCACAUAAUACACCAAUCAUAUGUACAUUGAAUUCUACCCAUUCUAAUACUACAGUAAACACUAUUAUUACGACGAAUACUACUAAAACUCCUAUAACUGUAACAACAGUCACUGGAGGUGUUGGAUCUAGCCCUGAGCAUAUAAAUACUUCAUCUAGUCAUGCUACUAAUGAUAAUGUGAAAAUAAACAAAUCUAUUAAAUCUACUAAAUUAUCUAAAAAUCGAUUGAAUAAAUCGAAAAUUAAUUCAUUAAAAUCUGACAAUAACAAUACUACUAUUAAUAUUGAUUUAACAACAAAUAAUAAGAGUAAUAAUAGUAAUUUAUGCUCUGAUAAAAUAAUUCUAUCAACAGUUGUAUCAGAAAAAAUUACCUAAAUCAUUUAUUUAUUUUUCUCUGAUUGUUUAUUGAUUAUAUUAAGAUAAUGAAAAAUUGAAUUAAAGAAAGAAUUCGCAUUUCUUAUCAUCAUCUAAACAUUAACAUAAUAGAAAACCUAUAUAUAUAUAUAUAUAUAUAUAUUCUGAAUGAAAAAAUGAUCAAGGAUCAAUGUAAUCAAAGCUUUUUGUUAUAUAAUUAUGUAUAUAUUCAUAUCACAGUAGUCUAAAACAAAAAAACAUGUUUAUAACAAGAAAAAAACCUUCUCUUCUUUUAUAAUCUUCUUCAUCGGCUUUAUUUCUUUACUAUACAAAAACAAACAAACAAAAAAUAGUAACGAAUUCACUGAGUGGAAAAAUCCAUUUUAUCUUUCAAAAAUAACACAUUUUUUAUUAUCAGGGAUAAUAUUGGUCUAGUACACUUAACAAGGUUGGAGUUGUUGAGUAUAACUAUCAAUUUUAUUCAAUAUGUUUAUUACUAAAAUACUGAUCAUGAUAAUAAUUGAAUAUCAUCAACAUUGUUAUUGAAAAUAAUCUACUCAAGUCUUUCAUGAUUAUGAUCAGUUCAAUAUGUGUGCGUGUAUGCCUAGUUGUUUCAAUCAUUAUUUUGCACACAAUAAAUUUCAAUGCGAAAAAAUUAAAAGGAAAUAAACAAUCCAUAUACAAGCAGCAUAGUGUUCAGGUCUUUACAAGAAGCAGAUAGAGAUAGACAGUCAGAUAGAGAUGAAGGGAAGAAGAGAAAAUAUUUCUAUAGAUAAGUGAAAACAAAAUUAUAACUUACUCCCCUUUCCAUUUUAUCGAUUGUUUUUCUUUUCUCACUGCUUUUCGUUUGUUUGUUUUCUUCAUCCCAUCAACUAUGCAAUUUCUUUGUUGUUCUCUCAAAAAUUCACGUCAUCAUUAUUAUCGCUUAACUCCUGCCUUCAUUACUUGAUCGUAAUUCCUUACUGUUGUAGAUGUUGUAAUUGUUAUUAUCGUUAUUAUUAUUAUUAUUGUUUUGAGGUUCUUUCAAAUUCGGAAAUCUUAAAUCCUAUGGUUCUUCAAAACAAGAGUUGUGUAAUUUGUUUUUUUAUCCGAUUGUUCUUCCUGAUUAUUUUAUUUUUUUGAGAAGGCUUUAUUUCUUCAAAUAUAUUUAAUUCUGCAUUG
Schistosoma spindalis is the source of this 11173-nucleotide messenger RNA. Lineage: Eukaryota; Metazoa; Platyhelminthes; Trematoda; Strigeidida; Schistosomatidae. The record is from the annotation of a GenBank genome assembly.